Messenger RNA from Pistacia vera, 2521 nucleotides. RefSeq names its product zinc finger CCCH domain-containing protein 18-like. Lineage: Eukaryota; Viridiplantae; Streptophyta; Magnoliopsida; Sapindales; Anacardiaceae. The transcript is spliced from 8 exons. The record is from RefSeq and is a predicted model, not a curated record. Bases 309 to 2027 code for a protein of 572 amino acids. Gene Ontology annotation, molecular function: metal ion binding; RNA binding.
AUGGAGUGAAGGGAAGAGAGUGUCUGCUUUUAAAAAGCAUCAAUUUGUGUCAGUUUUGCUUUCUCUGUGUGUUCAACAUGAUGUCUAUGUCUUUCGUUCAGAUAAUUUUGAGCAUGAGGGAAAAGCUGUGUAUGCAUAUGCAUAAAUAUUAGCUGAAACAAUACUAAUACACAGACACAGAGAUGGGUUUAAGUUUGAACAUGGUGUUUCAGUUUCAGUUUCAGCUUCUUUGUUCAUUCUUCUGAUAUACUUUUUCUGCAACUCACACUCAAAAACAUUUGGGAUUAGACAUUUAUUCUAGAUGCUACAUGGAUUUUUCAGACUCUACAAAAAUUGUGUUCAACAGAAUCAGGAAACUGGAACCAGAGCAUGUUACAAAGAUUAUUGGGUAUCUUCUUCUACAAGACCAUGGUGACCAAGAAAUGGUUCAGUUGGCUUUGAGUCCUGAUAUUGUUAUUCAGGAACUUAUAUACAAAGCCAAAGCUGAGCUUCAGCAAUUGCCCCUUAAAUCAGCAUCAGCUCCGAUUUCACCUUCUAUGAACUCACCGCCAGUUAGUGAUGGCCCAUUUCAGUACACACCUUUUUCGCCAGUUUCAUCCAGGCCUGCAAUGUCACUACCAGCAAGCUUUAGAGUUCCAUCCUAUUGGGAGAACCAUGUCGUGGCCAAGCAUAAUUCGGAUUUUGUGCCUUUAGGCUAUUCGGAUUCUAUCAAUGAACUCCAAAAUCAAGCUCAGUUCUUGAGUUUAGAGGACCAAAUGGAGCAUGUUAACUUCGGGAAUACAGGAUUUGCAAAUGAUUAUUAUUACUCCGAUGCAGUUUUGAGUAAUUUAGGUGCAAGAAGUCGUCGUUAUACAUCCCCGACCGAAAUUCCGGUAAAGACGUGUCACUACUACAACAAAGGGUUUUGUAAGCAUGGAAGUAAUUGUAGGUACUACCAUGGGCAAGUCUCAGAGAACUACUCUCAACUGUUUGUGCAUAAUUCAAUGGAUGGUUUUAAUGAAGACCAUGUUUUCUCACCGGGGUCACUCGAGAAAUUAGAGUUGGAAAUCGUUGAAUUAUUGAAAUCAAAAAGAGGAAAUCCUAUUUCAAUUGCUUCACUGCCAAUGAUAUAUUAUGAAAAGUAUGGAAAAGUUCUUCAGGCCGACGGUUAUCUCACCGAGAGCCAGCGACAUGGCAAAGCUGGUUAUAGUUUGACCAAGCUUCUAGCUAGAUUGAAAAACAGCAUUCGGUUGAUUGACAGGCCUCAUGGACAGCAUGCUGUGAUUUUGGCUGAGGAUGCACCGAAAUACUUGGAAAGUCGAAACGAGAGGAGUGACCCUGGUCCGAUUGUUUGUGGAUCACGGCAGAUUUACCUAACAUUUCCAGCUGAGAGUACUUUUUCAGAAGAUGAUGUCUCCAAUUACUUCAGCACCUAUGGAGAGGUUGAAGAUGUCAGAAUUCCUUGCCAACAGAAAAGGAUGUUUGGAUUUGUAACCUUCGCCAGUGCAGAUACUGUGAAAAUAAUUUUGGCAAAGGGAAAUCCACAUUUCGUUUGUGGUGCUCGCGUUCUUGUGAAACCUUACCGGGAGAAAUCGAAACUUGUUGAUAGAAAAUACCAAGAGAGAAUGGAGCCUUCAAUCUAUUUUUCUCCACCAUAUAUAGACAUGGACUCCGAGCUUCAGUCAUAUUCACGAGGAUGCGAGACCUCAAGAUUUCUCAGGAAACAGCAGCUUAUGGAAGAGCAUGAGCAGGCUCUUGAAUUCGAGAGGAGGCAUCUCGCAGAACUUCAAUUAGUGCAAAAACCUCUCGCUAGUCAGCCUUAUUUUGGCUACUCCAUGGAUGGCUUGAAAGUCUCAGAAGAUCAUCUCAAUUUUCCGUCAGCAGAGCGUUUCAGUUAUCUGCUAGAUGUUUUGAACAAUGGCUCUGCCGCUGAUGGUGUCAAGCAUGCAGAGAAUAAUUACACUGACCAAGAGAGCAGUGAAGGUCUUAAUCUUCCAGAUAGCCCAUUUGCUUCCCCUAUAGCUAGUGGCAUUUCCACCGUCAUAUAGGCUCAGCAACACACAGAAGAACAACACUUCAGAGUUAAGAGUAAUGGCACAAAGGCGCAACAUCAAUGGUUUGAUAGCAACUCUUUUUUUCAUUGAACUUGUUUAUCAUCGAAGUUCUCCACAAGUACAUACUUGCUCAAGAAAACACCGGAGAAUCUACUCUGUUGAAAGUAGCGAAGAUGAACAUGAUACGUAGAUUUACAGGAAGGUUUUACAGGUUUUUCUUUCUCUUUUAAUCAUAAUCACACAAAGAAGGCUAUGGAAGACUUAGAAGAUAUAGUCUUUUAGUGAAACCCAAAAACAAAAGAAACAAAAAAUGUAUAAGCAGUGUUCAGAGAGGUCGAUAUAUGUUUAUGGUCUCUGUUACCACUCAGAAAUAGAUGGAAAUAACUAUUAACAAAAGGGUUAGUAGCAGCAGCUUAUAACAGUUUAUAAACGUUGGUUGCUAGUUUUGUAAAUUUUCACCUCAUAUAGUGGAAACCUUUUCUAGUCUC